AUGAAGCUUUCUUUUCAGCCAGAUGACCCAUACUCUACAUAUAGAGAAUUUGAAAUUGUUAGGGAAAAAGAAGAAUUAUUUGGAAAACCUGCUAGAAAGCCUCAGGAUCCUUCGAUAAAAUCUUUAUUGGCAUUUGAAGAAGAGUUACCGUCUUUUAAGGAAGCUGAAAAGCAAAAAUGACUCAGUGAGGCAAGAGACGCAUAUCGCGGCUAUUUUUAUAGCACAUCUGACAGUAAUUAUUAUAGGCUGAAAGUAGAAUCUCCAAGCCCUUAUAUAAAAAAUCCAAGUAUUGAACAAAAAUCAGAGGAAAAUCAUAUAGAAAUUAAUGAUAGAGUAGAGAAGCCAAUAGAAGUCCAAAAAGUAAAUAAUCCAGAAACAAAAAUAGAGAUGAAGUCUAUUAAGAAAAAAGAAGAAGAAAAGGAGAAGCCAAACACGAAAAUAAAUAAACCGAAACCUUCACAGCAACAAAUAAAAAAAGAAAACCCAAGGCCUUUAAGCUCAUCAAAAUCUGUAAGUGCUAUCCAAAAACCUUCAGAAAAAUCCAAAAAUGAUGAUGGGAGAAUCGAAAGACAAGAGGCAAGAAUUAAAAAACUAAACCAAACGACACGUUGGCUGCCUAAUUCUGCUUUUACUACUUAUUUUGGGAAGCCUGCUUUUGCGAACUAUGGUCAAGGAAAUGUAAACCCUGUAAGAGGAGGCUAUUUAUACGGCGACUAUAUGAAGAGUCAUAAUAUUGCCCCUCAUGAAGGAAAAAAUGAUCCAGAAUAUGCCCAAGUUUAUAAAAACGCUGAGACUCAUGGGCUACAACAAAAGCCAAGAUCCCCUGAGCCUCCAAGGAAAUGUAAAGACGAAGAUAGAUUAUCACCUGACCAAGUAGAAGAAUUAAAGAGAAGAUCCCAAAUCAUUGCAGAAAAAAAAUCUACACCAUCGAAGAAAAUAAUUAAGCCAAAUUUAUAUGAAGUUAAGACAUUUAAAAGUGUCCAUAGCACUCCUAAUACUUCAUUUGAAGGAGAAGCUGAAGAAGAGGAAGACUUAGAGAAAAAUAAUCAAAAAAAUCAAAAACUCAAAAACAAUUUUGUAAAAAAUGAGACUGCUAAUACUGAUAGAUGUUUGACCAAAACUGAGAAAAAAUCAGUAAAGACUCUAACGAAGAAUCAUACACAAAGCAAGCAGGCAACAGCAGUGAAUCAGUCAAGUGAAGUUCCAGAAAUAAAUUAUGAUGAAAAUAGGCAGAAUCUGCUAUUACCUGCUCCAAAGCAGCCACCGACUCAGCAGUCCCCAUCAUUUCGCUCUCAAGAAAGUCUAGUGCCACAAGUCCAAAUCUCCAACACUCAGCAGCCUAUUCAACUCAAAAUAACCCCAGAUCAAACUGCUACCGGCAAUAUAAGCCCUUCUCCAGGCCUCAAAUCCGAACCUCCAAGCCUAGCAGAGCCCAAUCAGCAAUUCCCUAACCCCAAUUUCUUUACUACAACCUACAAAGAAAUGGCUUCAAAAAUUCAUUACUCUCCAAAAUUCACCUCAGUUUUACCCCUUUCUCUCUGUGAAAAAUGCCAUGAGCCUAUUACUUCAGAAUUAGAAAUUAAGCCAGAAGAUUUGUGCCCACCUAACUCUUUAUCUGAUAUGCCAUUUAAAGAGCUAAAUCCAAAGAAUUAUAAACAACUUCCUGCCACGUUUACUAAAAGGAUUCCAGCAGCUGGAAAACUGAGCUAUAAAUCUCUCUCAGCUUAUAGCGUUAUCUUUCCAGAAUAUUAA
Molecule: messenger RNA, 1752 nt
Organism: Blepharisma stoltei
Lineage: Eukaryota; Ciliophora; Heterotrichea; Heterotrichida; Blepharismidae
Source: the annotation of a GenBank genome assembly